AAGCUCCGCGCUUGCGCAGAAGCGGGGUUUCUGGCGAAGGGACGUACUUGAGCUGCGCACGAUACAUUCUGUGGUGCAGAGAUAGAACUGUAGAUGCUGGAGAAACGUCAGCCUUCCUGCUCGGCCUGCUGUGUUCAUCCAGCUCUACACCUUGUUAUCUCAGAUUCUACGGUGCAACAUGAGGAUAAACGUUGCCGCGCUUGCGUGGGUGUUGUUACGCGGCGCAAUGUGGUAGACACUGCGCCUGUGCAGAAUAAGGAGUGCGCCGUAACAGCAACGGAAAACGGCGUCGCGCCUGCGUAGCAGGGUAAUUGUGGGGCAACGGAAAUAGCGCGAAGUGGAGAGUGGGCCUGAGGUGCCGACCGUGCUCGUACGCAGCAGCAUUGCCCACAGAUUCCGCUCAAAAUGCCAGCCCUUAGUUGUCGGUUUUACCAACACAAAUUUCCAGAGGUGGAAGAUGUGGUGAUGGUAAAUGUCCGCUCCAUUGCGGAGAUGGGUGCCUAUGUCAGCCUUCUAGAAUAUAACAACAUUGAAGGCAUGAUUCUUCUAAGUGAACUUUCAAGAAGGCGUAUCCGAUCUAUCAACAAACUGAUUCGAAUUGGUAGAAAUGAAUGUGUUGUUGUAAUCCGAGUCGACAAAGAGAAAGGUUACAUUGAUUUGUCAAAGCGCCGAGUUUCGCAAGAAGAAACUAUAAAAUGUGAAGACAAGUUUACCAAGUCCAAGACUGUGUAUAGCAUUUUGCGACAUGUGGCAGAGGUGCUCGAAUAUACUAAAGAUGAGCAGCUGGAUAGUCUGUUUCAGAGAACUGCCUGGGUCUUUGAUGAGAAGUACAAGAGGCCUGGAUAUGGAGCUUAUGAUGCAUUUAAACAUGCAGUUUCAGACCCAACAAUUCUUGACAGUCUCGAUUUGACAGAAGAAGAGCGAGGUGUGUUACUGGAAAAUAUCAGACGACGUCUCACUCCACAGGCUGUUAAAAUUAGGGCAGAUAUUGAAGUUGCAUGUUAUGGAUACGAAGGAAUUGAUGCUGUUAAAGAGGCACUUCGAGCUGGUCUAGAAUGUUCUACUGAAUUGAUGCCCAUUAAGAUAAAUCUGAUAGCUCCUCCAAGAUAUGUUAUGACAACCACAACGCUUGAGCGUACAGAAGGCCUUUCCAUUUUAAACCAAGCCAUGUCAGCCAUUAAAGAGCGGAUUGAAGAGAAAAGGGGAGUGUUCAACAUCCAGAUGGAGCCCAAGGUGGUUACAGAUACUGAUGAGACUGAGCUGGCAAGACAACUUGAGCGACUGGAGCGGGAAAAUGCUGAAGUUGAUGGCGAUGACGAUGCUGAUGAAAUGGAAGCAAAAACUGAGGAGUAAUUAACUGCUGGCUACUGGGCGUUGAUGAGGAAAGAACAAAACUCCAUUCGUAAUACAGACUCCAAAGUUAUCAGUAUUGGACGUAUCCAAAAGACUUCAUGCAGGAGUAUUUGAUUUUUCAUUUACAUAGCUUGUAAUCAGUAAUUGUUCUGAUACUUUUCUUCAGUUUCAAAUAGAAAAUGUUCCAGGCUGUUUCCAUAGUUUGUGAUUGGGAAUUUUUCUGGCAUCUUUAUUUCGCGUUUGGAACAGAGAAUGUUCCAAACUGGGUCAACAUUUUUGGACUAUAAGCUAUAACAACCACAACACCACCAACACCAUUUCCACCUUGCACCCCCCCCACCAAAAGAAAAACACUUGGAAAUUGCUAAAUAUUAAUCAUCCUGGAGUUCUGAAAGAAUGUGGUUCUGUGGGAAUGAGGAAAAGGCUUUUUGAGCAAGAUUGUAUUCAAAACAUUUAACAAAAAAAAAUAAACAUUAGUAAAAUGAAGUAA
Messenger RNA from Rhincodon typus (whale shark), 1843 nucleotides. It is a transcript of the gene eif2s1b, whose product is annotated as eukaryotic translation initiation factor 2, subunit 1 alpha b. The record is from RefSeq and is a predicted model, not a curated record. The transcript is spliced from 8 exons. Gene Ontology annotation, molecular function: translation initiation factor activity; ribosome binding; RNA binding. Gene Ontology annotation, cellular component: eukaryotic 48S preinitiation complex; eukaryotic translation initiation factor 2 complex; eukaryotic translation initiation factor 2B complex. Lineage: Eukaryota; Metazoa; Chordata; Chondrichthyes; Orectolobiformes; Rhincodontidae. Bases 406 to 1353 code for a protein of 315 amino acids.